This is a messenger RNA of Monomorium pharaonis (pharaoh ant), 2130 nucleotides long. Its product is annotated as eukaryotic translation initiation factor 2-alpha kinase 3. The record is from RefSeq and is a predicted model, not a curated record. Gene Ontology annotation, molecular function: protein kinase activity; ATP binding. Lineage: Eukaryota; Metazoa; Arthropoda; Insecta; Hymenoptera; Formicidae. Gene Ontology annotation, biological process: protein phosphorylation. The coding region runs from base 37 to 1398 and encodes 453 amino acids. The transcript has 5 exons.
ACUCGCCGCGCCUUGAUAAUUCAUUUCGCUUUUAUCAUGUCUUCUGGUAAAAUCUCCGACGACGCGGAAACGACAACGACGAUGCCCAGUAAUCCCGGGCCUUCGACAAAUAAGAGAUACGUAAAAAUCCAAAAAAGUGAUACAACUAAUGAUUACAGUAAAAAUGUGAGCAAUAAACGUUUUCAAAAUGAUUUUAAGGAAAUUAGUUUUUUGGGAGAAGGAGGAUUUGGUAUAGUCUUUAAAGCCAAACACAAAAUUGAUGAUUACAAUUAUGCUGUUAAAAGAAUUGAUAUAUCAAACAACCAAUAUUCAAAAAAACGUGUCAGGGAGGAGGUAAAAGCGUUAGCUAAUUUGAAUCAUCCUAAUAUUGUAAGGUAUUGUAGCACUUGGUUAGAAUGCCUUUCUAGUAGAGGGCAGGAAGAGAAGGAUCAAGAAUGGAUUAAUAAAUUGAGAGGUUCAACUGAAUUUCUUUCGGAAGGAACUCAAACUGAAACCAAAACUAAUUUUGUGUACAAUAAUGUUUUACAAACUGAUUAUUCUUCAUUAAGAAGGAGAUGUGAAAAUUUAAAAUUGGAUAACGCAGAUAUUAAUAUAAAAAAAAAUCGUAAACGCAAAACGUCAUUUACGUCAGGCGUAAGUAAGAAGUUUCAAAAGUCGGUCAAAAUGUUCUUAUACAUACAAAUGGAGCUGUGCCAAAAACGCACUUUGGAAGAGUGGCUCCAGAACGAAUCAAAAAGAGAUUUUCAUUGGAUAUUAAAUAUUUUUGAUCAAAUGGUAAACGCUGUGGAGUAUAUACAUUUGAACAAUUUAAUUCAUCGAGAUUUAAAACCAUCGAACAUAUUUUUCGAUUGCAACGAUCAGAAUAAAAUAAAAAUCGGUGAUUUUGGUCUUGUAACCGCGAUCACUGAAGGUUAUGAUGAAGCUCACACACACACAUCCGCAGCUAAAAAUAAGAAUGCUUCUUUUAAAAACAACGUAUAUACCGCAGGUGUCGGCACACACCUUUAUAUGGCACCUGAACAAAGGAACAAACAAAAUUACAACUGUAAAGUGGAUAUUUAUUCAUUAGGAGUAAUCCUCUUUGAGCUUCUUACACCAUUUUCUACUAAAAAAGAAAGAGAAAAAAUGCUAACGGACCUGCAACUAUUAAAGUUUCCGAAAAAUUUUGCGGAAGUGGAUUGGUUUAUAUUUGAUAAUAUAAUACCUGAGAUUAAAAGUGACUUGCAAGAAUUUCUCAAAUCGAUGUUAAAUAAGAAUCCCGAUAGACGACUUUCAGCCUUAGAUAUUAAAGCACAAAGUUUUUUACGCUAUUUGAAAUAUAUAAUGUUACAACUAUUUCAUAUAAUUAGCUCUCUGAUUGCAAAACACAUUGGCGGAAUAUUGGCGAAUAUUGGUUAAAUAUUGGUCUUCUUGAAAAUGCAUUAGCCAAUUAUUUUCCCAAUGUAGAGCUAAUAUUGGUCAUACAAUAUAUGCAAAUAUUGUAUAUCAAUUGCAUUUUAAUAUUGAGUUUAUGUUGGAACGGUAUUGGCCAAGAUUUACCAAUAUAAUUUCAAUAUUGAAUAUUAUUAAGAAUUGCAUUAAAUGCUAAAGUUUAAACAUUUAAAUAUUAAUAGAAGUUUGUCAUUUAUAUUUGCAAAGUAUAUGCGAUUCGGGCAUAAUUCAUAAUGUUUAUCACCAUACGCUGAGCAAGACCUCAGGAAAAAAAAAGAAAAGUGAAAGUGUUAGCGAAACAAAGAAAAGCAAUUUUAAAUGUUUCUAUUGUCAUAAAAAGGGACAUUCGAUAAGAGUGUGUCAGAAAAAAGUGAAAGACGAGAAGAGUGGUGACAAGAAAGAAGAUAAUAAAAUAGAUGCUCUUGUUGUAAAUGCUUUUGUUGUAAAUGCACCUGAUGUGAAUAUUCCUGCUGUAACAGCUGUCGCGGAUAAAGAAAAAGAGUUUAUGAACAAGGACACGAGUGAAAUCUGGAUCGGUGAAUCUGGAUGUUCGCGCUACAUAACUUACAAACGUGAGUGGUUUUCGAAAUUGUCAGCGAGCACGGGCUCCAUCAUUCUCGGUAAUCACAGUGUGUGCGCUAUAAAGGAUGUUGGAACUGUACCUGUUAAAAGUCUAGUAAAUGGUAAAUGGUUAAAUUU